Messenger RNA from Acytostelium subglobosum LB1, 1665 nucleotides. RefSeq lists its product as hypothetical. Lineage: Eukaryota; Evosea; Eumycetozoa; Acytosteliales; Acytosteliaceae. The transcript is spliced from 3 exons. Gene Ontology annotation, molecular function: protein kinase activity; protein binding; ATP binding. The record is from RefSeq and is a predicted model, not a curated record. The coding region runs from base 1 to 1665 and encodes 554 amino acids. Gene Ontology annotation, biological process: protein phosphorylation.
AUGGCUGAUCAAGCACAAGCACAGGCACCAACACAAGUAGUGGACAGCAAUGGAUAUAUUCAGGUCGGUGAUGGACCGCUGUGGGGCAGGAUGGUGUCACUCAAUCCAAAGUAUCCAUCGAUCGAGCUGAGACAGAAUACGGUGAUCUUUGGAAGGACGCCCGCGCUGUGCCAGGUCACAUACAAUCUGCCGACGGUGAGCGGUCGCCACUGCAAGGUGUUCCGCGACCCCACCGCCAAGCAGAACAUCGUCUUCCUCGAGGACACCAGCACCAACGGCACGUUCUACAACAACGAGCUGCUGGGCAAGAACAGCAAGAUCCUGAUCAACAAUGGCUGCGAAGUGGGCAUCAUCCCCAAGCGCGCUGAGGAGCGCAUCGCAUUCAUCUAUCAGGACUGCGGCGAAGAGGCUGGCGAGAUCGAACAGGGCGGUCCCCAAGAGGCCUAUGACAUGCGAGAUGUGCUGGGCACGGGCAACUUUGCCACCGUGCGUCUGGCCGUGAAUAGACAGACGGGCGAGCGAUACGCAAUCAAGGUGAUCGACAAGAAGAAGAUGUCCAUGACAUCAAAGCGCAAGGAUGCACUCAUGGACGAAGUCAACAUCCUAAGCAAAGUGGCCAAUGAGAACAUCGUCGGUAUCAAAGAGGUCUUUGAGACUCGCAAGUAUCUCUAUCUAGUGCUCGAGCUCAUCACUGGAGGCGAGCUGUUUGACAAGAUCGUCGCAGAGACUAACUUCCCAGAGGACGUGUGCAGAUAUAUCAUGCGCCAGAUAUGUAGCGCGGUUAAGUAUCUUCAUCAGAAGGGCAUUGCCCAUCGUGACUUGAAGCCCGAGAACAUAUUGCUGGCCAAGCCAGACUCGUUCCAUGUCAAGAUCUCAGACUUUGGCCUGAGUCGAGCGUUGGACCAAGGCAGCUUCAUGCAGACAAUGUGUGGAACGCCACAGUAUGUGGCGCCAGAGGUGUUGACCAAGGGCGAGAAGGAGGGCUAUCGCAAGACUGUGGACCUGUGGAGCAUUGGCGUCAUCGCCUACAUCAUAUUGUGUGGCUUCCCACCCUUUGGCAACCCAUCGGACAAGGACUUCUUUGAUCGUGUGAAGAAGGGCGGCUUCUCAUUCCCCUCGCCCUAUUGGGACAACAUAUCGCUGGAGGCCAAGGACCUCAUUAUGAAGCUGAUCGUGGUCGAUGCAGAUAAGCGUCUGACCAUCGAGCAGACACUCGAUCAUCCCUGGUUCACCAAUCAUGUCGAUGAUCUGGAUAAGAUCAACAACACAAAGGACACUUCAUCGGAGCAAGUGGAUGAUGAUUCCACUACUACCACCACUUCAUCGACAUCAACAGCGGCAGUGGCUGUGGCAAUAGCAGCUACACCAGCCAAGCCUGAUAAUGACAAUGACAUAUCGAUGGAGAAAGAGACAGAUUCAAAGCCUGAAGACGACCUAGCUCAAGCACAAGUACCUCAAACACAUGCUCAACAAGUACCUUCAGGCGACGCACCUGCACCCGCCGCUGCCGCACCCUCAGUAGCCGUUUCUCAAAAGAACACCAAAGCCAAGAGAGCAUUAAGUGAAGGCAAUGACAGAGAUGAUGAUGGAAACCUUUACCAAGCAUUCAAGAAGGAGCGAAGAGAUGAUGUUGCUGAGGAUGAAGAUGAAGAAGAGAGUGAUUGA